AUGAGUUCGGUUGAACGUCCCCAAAGCGAGGAGUCGAGGUUACUCCUCGUUUCUAAUCGAUUGCCUAUCACGAUCAAACGCUCUGAUGACGGAAAGUAUGAUUUUUCCAUGUCAUCUGGAGGUCUGGUUAGUGGCUUGAGUGGAUUGACAAAAUCGACUACGUUUCGCUGGUAUGGAUGGCCUGGAUUGGAAGUCCCAGAGGAGGAGAUUCCAGUGGUACAGAAGCGGCUCAAGGACGAAUACGGAGCUAUUCCAGUCAUGAUCGAUGACGAGCUUGCCGAUCGACAUUACAAUGGUUUCUCAAAUUCCAUUCUCUGGCCGCUGUUCCAUUAUCAUCCUGGCGAAAUUACCUUUGAUGAAUUCGCAUGGGAAGCAUACAAAAAGGCAAACCGUCUGUUUGCGCAAGCCGUUGCCAAAGAUAUUCAAGAUGGCGACCUCGUCUGGGUCCACGAUUAUCAUUUGAUGUUGCUACCGGAAAUGUUGCGAGAGGAGAUUGGCGACUCGAAGAAGAAUGUUAAAAUAGGCUUCUUUCUUCACACGCCAUUUCCUAGCAGUGAAAUUUAUCGAAUCUUGCCAGUGCGAAAUGAACUCCUUCUGGGUGUUCUACAUUGCGACUUGAUUGGGUUUCAUACCUACGACUACACGCGACACUUCUUGAGUAGCUGCUCACGGCUUCUUAGCUUGAAGACAACUCCGAAUGGAAUCGAGUUUCAAGGCAAGGUUGUUUCUACUGGGGCUUUCCCUAUUGGUAUUGACCCGGACAAGUUCAAGGAAGGACUCCAGAAAGAGAAAGUCCAAAAACGAAUUGAGAUGCUUGAGCAGAAGUUUCAGGGUGUGAAGCUGAUGGUGGGAGUGGACCGAUUAGAUUACAUCAAGGGUGUCCCGCAGAAGCUCCAUGCUCUAGAGGUGUUCCUCAGCGACCACCCAGAGUGGGUAGGAAAGGUGGUUCUCGUGCAGGUCGCGGUGCCCAGCAGGCAGGAUGUGGAAGAAUAUCAGAACCUGCGGGCAGUAGUCAAUGAACUCGUUGGUCGGAUCAAUGGUAAAUUCGGCACUGUUGAGUUCAUGCCCAUUCACUUUCUACAUAAAUCAGUAAACUUCGAUGAGCUCAUCGCCUUGUAUGCUGUCUCGGACGCAUGCAUUGUGUCUUCUACCCGAGACGGUAUGAACCUAGUGGCGUACGAAUAUAUUGCUACACAGCACAAGCGCCACGGCGUUCUCGUUUUAUCUGAAUUUGCUGGAGCAGCUCAGUCGCUCAAUGGCAGUAUCAUCGUCAAUCCCUGGAACACAGAAGAACUGGCCGGCGCCUACCAGGAGGCCGUGACCAUGAGCGAGGAACAGAAGGCGCUUAACUUCUCCAAGCUCGACAAAUAUGUUUCCAAAUACACGAGCGCGUUUUGGGGACAAUCAUUUGUCAGCGAAUUAAGACGCAUUUCAGCGCAGUCGAAACAGAAAGUUUCGCUGAGGAAAGCGUCGCUUCUGAUUCCGGGUACAUCUGCACCUGUGCUUGACGGAAAUGAGCAGACUGUUCCUGACGAUGCAAUUGUUGUGUCGGAGGAGUAG
Talaromyces atroroseus is the source of this 1560-nucleotide messenger RNA. Its product is annotated as Alpha,alpha-trehalose-phosphate synthase. Gene Ontology annotation, molecular function: alpha,alpha-trehalose-phosphate synthase (UDP-forming) activity. Gene Ontology annotation, cellular component: cytosol; alpha,alpha-trehalose-phosphate synthase complex (UDP-forming). The record is from RefSeq and is a predicted model, not a curated record. Lineage: Eukaryota; Fungi; Ascomycota; Eurotiomycetes; Eurotiales; Trichocomaceae. Gene Ontology annotation, biological process: cellular response to heat; trehalose biosynthetic process. The coding region runs from base 1 to 1560 and encodes 519 amino acids. The transcript is spliced from 4 exons.